GGACCACUUUAUUAGUUAGUAUACUGCAGUCAUUCGGCCAUUGGGUGUUUUUCGAUCGAGAGACAGUCCGCCUGAAUAUACGUUUAACGCGCUCGUACGAGAAAACGCCGUGACUAAUAAUAUAUAUAGUAUAGGUCGUGUAUAGCAGURGCAGCCAGCGCAGGUACACUGCAGUCUAUCGACAGCGGGCUCGUGGACCGAUGACCUUAUAUAUUUUGUAUUGAGUAGGCACCUGCAGAGUGCACACCGUUUGUAAUACUAUAUACCAUAUUACCGCAUAGAGCUGUAAUAAUAUAUAAAAUAAAAUAAAAACAGUGUUGUUGCGACUCGUGUCCCGCUAGACGCGCGUUACCUGUAAAUAGUCGUACAGUUUUCCGUUAAAUAAUUACCUAUUUAAGUGUUUAUGUAGGUCGGACACGGCGGCGCAACGGUGUCCGGAACGUGUGGAAAUAAAAUGUCGGUUCUUGCGAUAUUAUUCUUGGUGUCGUUAGGCGUAUUCGUCGGCGGUCAAAGUCUGGGGAAAUGUCCGAAAAAGGAGACCAUGAAGACGUUCGAUCCGAAGGAGUUUGAAGGACAAUGGUACGAAGUGGAGAAAACAUUUUACAUGAUGGAGAUGACUGCUAGUUGUACUUCUUUCAAUUUUACUUUAAAUCCUGAUGGAACAUCGUACAAAGUGCAUAUUGGAACGAAAAACAGAAUAACGGGAAACCCGAAUAUUUUUUCUGGAAUGGCGACCCUUAUAUCAAAAAGCAAAUCUGUACUUAACUACCAAGCUGAAAGUCGACUACCCGGGUUGUUUUCACGUAUGAUACCUACUACUGGUCUGUAUCAUAUCAUGUACACGGAUUACCAUAACUAUACAGUUCUGUGGUCGUGUACAAGUUUUGGUCUUUUCCACACAGAUAUUAUUUGGGUUUUGGGAAGAGAACGAGAUCUUACUGCGACAUCCCGGGCGGAACUUUACAACUUAUUAUACGAACUGAACAUUAAUCCCGAUCGACUAAUAUUAGCUAAACACGAAAAAUGUGAAGAAUUUUUUUGAAUUAAAUUUAAAAUGAAACGCAGAAGUUUUAAAUUGUAAUAAAUAUGCUAGUCAAUACAGUAAAUUAAAUUUGAAUAAUUUGUACCAAUGUUAGAUAUAGGUAUAUAAUACGUAGUAAUAGUGUAUAUUCGCAAAUGGACACUAAUCGACAAAUAAUAUAAUAAUGUGCAAUUGCUUGAUCGUUGAAAAAAAACCUGUUUUAUAUUUUGUUAUAUUGUGUUCGAGUAAAAUUAAAAAUCAUAAAUUAGUAUGCAAAACGGUUAAAAAAUUCACAUAAUUACAGCAGGUACUACUUUAAAAAGAAAAAAAAACUGUUAUUUUUUUAUUAAGUUGAAACUAAUUAUUUCAAUAUGUUUAUAGGUACCCUUAGUUUUUUAGUUAUUUUAGUUUUCGAAAACAUUUUGAAAUUCUUAAAGCCUGAAUCUGAACUUGACUAAGUGUGUUAAAUUUUUU
Messenger RNA from Diuraphis noxia (Russian wheat aphid), 1495 nucleotides. Its product is annotated as apolipoprotein D-like. Gene Ontology annotation, cellular component: cytoplasm. Gene Ontology annotation, molecular function: pigment binding. Lineage: Eukaryota; Metazoa; Arthropoda; Insecta; Hemiptera; Aphididae. Gene Ontology annotation, biological process: lipid metabolic process; response to reactive oxygen species. The record is from RefSeq and is a predicted model, not a curated record.